UGUUACUGUAAUUAGAAUUGUUUCCAUCUAUUUUAGUCUAAUUAGAUUAGCUGUAGACUAAUUCGUUUCUCUUGGAAUUGAUUGUAUUCUAAACCUUAUUGGAAAUUCAUCUGAACCUAUUGGUCUUCAUUUCUUAACCUUCUUAUUUUUGGUUUCGCCAAUUUUUACACUUCAGAGCCUCAUUUCCAUCAAUAAUCAUUUGGUUUUACAAAUGACCAUUCAGCUGAUUUAAGAUCAAUCCUUUUGAGUAUUGUUUUCAUUUUGUAUAAAUUUUUUAAUAUUUUCUGUUUUUCUAAAUCAAUUUUUCUAAUUUAUCAGACCUACUGAUUAUGGGAAAAUCAGUCGGAAGGAGUCGAGGCAGAAGCCGAAGUCCAUCUAGUCGAGGACCUGAUGGUAAAUCUUCUCGAGCCGGAAGUGGUUCAAGAUCACGAUCAAGAGGCCGAUCUGAUGGACGUGCAUCAAGAAGACAUAGAUCUAAAAGUAGAAGUCGAGAUCGUAGUAAAGCCCAUGGAAGAUCUUGGAGAUCGCCACCUCGAUGGGCAGAAAGGUGGAGUAAUGGUCGACGUGAUAGAUAUGGUGAAAGCUCUCGUUCCAGAAGUCCAAGAAGGUAUGGUGAUGAUUUACCUCCCGAAGAAAGAGAUCAACGGACCAUUUUUGUCAUGCAACUUGCUGCUCGUGCUCGAUCUCGUGAUUUAGAGGAAUUUUUUUCCGCCGUAGGUAAAGUAAGAGAAGUUAGAUUAAUCAUGGAUAACAAGACUAGAAGACACAAGGGUAUUGCUUAUAUUGAAUUUUACGAUAUAAGUUCAGUUCCCUUGGCGUUAGCCUUAAAUGGACACAAACUUUGUGAUCAUCCCAUCAUCAUACAGCCAACUCAUGCGGAGAAAAAUCGAGCCGCUGCUUCAACCACAUCAGUACAAAGAGGUGUCUCUGGUCCAAUGAGACUUUAUGUGGGCUCACUUCAUUUUAACAUAACCGAAGAAAUGUUAAAAGGUAUUUUCGAACCUUUUGGUAGAAUUGAUAAAAUUGAAUUGAUGAAAGAUCCGGAAACAGGUCGUUCCAAAGGUUAUGGGUUUAUUACAUUUCAUGAUGGUGAAGAUGCAAAGAAAGCACUUGAACAAUUAAACGGCUUUGAGCUUGCUGGUAGACCAAUGAAGGUUAAUUAUGUUACCGAACGAUCGGAUAAUAUGGUUCAAGGUCCAUCGAUAUUGGACAGUGAUGAACUUGAUCGAACCGGUAUUGAUCUAGGAACCAUUGGAAGGUUACAAUUAAUGGCUAAAUUAGCCGAAGGAACCGGAAUUGAAUUACCUAAGGCAGCGGUUUCGGUCCUGCAAAUUGGACAAGCUGCAAACGCCUCCAGUAAUACCACUGUUGCCCCUGUAAUAAAUUAUAACGAUUAAUGUAUUAAUCAGUGAACCAAGAAAAACACACAAAUUACAAAAUUAUUUUGACUAGAAAACCAUCAAACAGAUAAAAAAACAACAACAACAACAACAACAAAAAGAGACAAAAAGAAAUAAGAAAAUCGCAAAAAAUAAAUUCGACAUAAACAAAACUCCAACAUCUUUGUUUUCUUCUCAAGAUGAUUAGAUUUUAUACGCUAAAAAGCCAAAGCAGUUUCUCUUUGGUAAUUAAACAACAAUUUACUCAAAACACCAACAAUCAAACAAUCAAGUUGAUUGCUAAUCACAACGAUAUUGGAGAUUGGCAGUUACAAAAUUUGAUUUCUUUUCUUUUAAUCAUCAUCAUCAUCUCUCUCUCUCUCUCUCUCUCUCUUGUUUUUGUAUGAAAAGAAAUCAAUCCAUUGUUAAUGUUAUAUAUAUUAUUGGAUUCAAUGGAUUAAUUAUAUUAAUUAACAAGCAAUUAACACGUUGAAUUGAUUAAAUCGCCUUUUCACUCGA
Molecule: messenger RNA, 1898 nt
Organism: Panonychus citri (citrus red mite)
Lineage: Eukaryota; Metazoa; Arthropoda; Arachnida; Trombidiformes; Tetranychidae
Gene: Caper
Product: RNA-binding protein 39-like
Exons: 4
Coding region: 330-1397 (355 amino acids)
Biological process (GO): mRNA processing
Cellular component (GO): nucleus
Molecular function (GO): RNA binding
Source: RefSeq, a predicted model, not a curated record